AACUUUUCUGGCAGCAUUUCAUUUGAAGACUACAUAGUAUUAGACAGACUAGUUUCUAACAGAAUUAUUGACUAUGAAGAGAUGCUCCAACUACGAAACAGGACAAGAAAUAAUUGAUUUUGCUGUUUGCUACUUGCAAACGAAAAUUUGCCAGAAAUUGGAGCGACACUGUGUAAUGAAUGUGAAAAAUUUGAUUUUCGAAACUGCAACAUUGACUAGGAAGUAACGUUGGUCAUUGACUCAUCUUGUCAAUCAGUGGCUUUUAAUGUAAAGCGUGCUAGCUCAAAAGAAAUUGACACCGACAUGAACAUUAGUAUAAAGUACGUGGAUGAACUAAAUCAGGAAACUUCAUCGGAAUUGCAAGUAUAUAAUGCUACAGUUCUCUGCAUCAAGGAUACUAUCACAGCUAUUCUGCUUCUAAGUAUUGAUACAAAAAACAUUGAAAGAGAAGCUUUUGAACAAAUCAUUGCUCGUCAAUUAAAGGUCAAUCGUUGUGAAAUAGAUUUCAAGUUUGCGAAAAAGAGCAGAACAUGGAUUUUGCUGAAUCUCUCAGCUAGAGCUGGAUUGCGGCUUUUGGAGACCCUUAGUAAGAAUGAGUCCAGAGAUCAAUUUGGUGAAAUGAUAGCAAAGGUAUUGCAUUCAACUUUAGCAAAGACGGUUUCUAUUGAGGUGAAGAUAAGCAAUUUGCCACCAUCUACAAUUUACGUUACUCCCACAGGAAUGUUCCUGGUCAAAGCAGAUGAUACAAGUUCUCUGGGUAAUAGCAACUCUUCAUUAAUUGAUUUCCGAACACUAGCUAUAGGGGCACUUCGUUUAGUGGUACUAUUUUAUUUGGCGCUAAAACUCAAUUUCCUUUUUGGCCUGCCUUCUUCAUUAGAUACAGUGUCACAAGACUUCGAAGUUAUAGUAGAGGACAAGUUUGUUGCAAGCUCUACCUUGAGUACAGGUCAGUAGAUUUGUAUAAAACAACUAUAUUUUGUCUUUGUUUUGUUAGCUAUGUAAGAGCAGCCUAUUUAAAAUGCGGUUAUUGUGAUUUGCGCAAAUUUUUU
Molecule: messenger RNA, 1049 nt
Organism: Corticium candelabrum
Lineage: Eukaryota; Metazoa; Porifera; Homoscleromorpha; Homosclerophorida; Plakinidae
Exons: 3
Coding region: 304-954 (216 amino acids)
Source: RefSeq, a predicted model, not a curated record